This is a messenger RNA of Triticum dicoccoides, 856 nucleotides long. RefSeq names its product cysteine-rich receptor-like protein kinase 10. The coding region runs from base 23 to 640 and encodes 205 amino acids. The transcript has 3 exons. Lineage: Eukaryota; Viridiplantae; Streptophyta; Magnoliopsida; Poales; Poaceae. The record is from RefSeq and is a predicted model, not a curated record.
CACCCACAGCCAGUCAGCCACCAUGCAGCACUCCUCGCCCUUCCUCUCGCUCCUCCUCCUCCUCGCCGCCUCGCCACUCCUUGCCGCCGCAGAAACGAUCUACUGCUUCGGUGGAGUACACAACACCAACAGCACCUACGGGGCCAACCUCCGCCGCCUGGCCGCCGUCCUGCCGUCCAAGACCGCCUCCUCCCAAGGCCUCCGGGCGUCCGGUGACGUGGGGUACUGGCCUAACCGGGUGCGAGCCUCCUCCAGCUGCGAGCCUCCUAGCGUCAACUCCUCGUCCUGUGCCGCCUGCGUCGCCGCCGCCUUCCGGGAGGCGGAGAGCGCGUGCCCGUACGGCAGGAAGGUGCUCGUCUUGGCCGGCAACUGCACUCUCCGACUCGGCCUUGGCCAUUUUUCUAGAUCUCUCGGCUUGGGUGAGGGUGGGUUCUCUGGCAUCUCUUCUCAAGAAGAUGGAAGCACUAUCUAUUUAUAUGCCACAGGCGACAACAGUUGGUUUCGCCUCUUGGGUCCGACGACACUGAUAUUUCAAGCAAUUGGAUUUGCAUGGCUUUUCUUCAUGCUUCUGCAAGAAUGGCGUGAUAAAAGAAGAGCCUCCAUGAUGCAUUGUAGCUCUCUUCCAUCUGGAGAUCAGUAGCUGAUAGAUUUGGUCAGACUACUGGACAUCAGCAUAUUCCCAACAAGAGGCAACACUAAAAUCGAACUCUAAAGCAACAGUGACAUGACUACCUGAAUCGUGAUUUGAUGGUUUUUUCUUUUUGGUGGGAGUGGUUUAAUAUUGUCCUCCAAUUUGAAUGUUCGCAUUGGUUACGAAUAAUUUGCAAGGUCCACUUCAUUCGUUGUGUUGCUUUCA